AUGUAUCUCAAAAGCGCCCUUCAACUAUCCCUCACCAGCACUCUCCUCCCCCUUACACCACUCAAUUCCACAUCCCCAUCCACCUCACCAACACCGCAAUCAAACACAGAACCCGGCUACUCCAUCAACACACCCUCAACAGUAUCCGGAACGCCGCAUUUUGGCCAGAACUACGCAGUCCUCAACCUCGAUCUAAUUGACGGCCUCGUCAGCAAUGUCAACGAGACCGAUGCAGGGAAGAUAUGGAUUAAUGCGACUGCGAAUUGGAUCAAUGCCGUCCAUAAACUAGAUUCCCCGCCACUAAACAUCUACACGAGAAUCUACUUUACGGAAUCCUGGAAACCCGAAGUCACCGCCGACACCCCAUUCUCAAAAGUCGUCACACCACUAGGAAACAUCACCGCCUCAGAUCCUAAAUCCCAGAUUUACCCUGCCUUUCAACCAGCCGGUAACCGCAAAGACGCAGUUCUGCGCAAAUCGAGAUACUACGCCGGAGACGCAAACUCGCUAGAGGAGAUUCUCAGGGUCCAAGGAGUUGACACUGUUAUUCUCUCAGGAAUCCGAACCUCCGGCGUCGUGCUCAGUACCGUAUUCCGAUUAUUCGAUUUGGAUUAUAACAUAUACAUAAUCUCAAACAACACUCUCGAAACAUCAUCAAACGCGCAAACCAUCAAUGACAUAAUCCUAACAGGAAUCCUGCCCAAGAUGCCUGUGGGCGUUAUUUCACUCGAGCAGGCGAUCGCGGGCAUAAAGCGGUCUGCUAGUCACGAUUAGCUUCUAGCCGUUAUUUCCCUCCCCGUUUCUGCAGAUCAGGUCUCCAUGAUAGGCGUGGAAACAUUAUCCGCGAGGCUUGGUUGUCAUGGCGAGUUAUGCAUAAAUAAACACAAGCGCAACUAUGACAUAAUUAUACAUUGAUUUUGCGUCAAGUCGGAAAAAGUGCAUUUGUUUUCUAUGUACACUAAAUCAAUCUAUAACAAUGCUGAGUCAAUGCUAAUCAAUAACAUGGCC
Molecule: messenger RNA, 1008 nt
Organism: Aspergillus ruber CBS 135680
Lineage: Eukaryota; Fungi; Ascomycota; Eurotiomycetes; Eurotiales; Aspergillaceae
Product: Isochorismatase hydrolase
Exons: 4
Coding region: 1-774 (257 amino acids)
Source: RefSeq, a predicted model, not a curated record